Carcharodon carcharias (great white shark) is the source of this 2594-nucleotide messenger RNA. It is a transcript of the gene wdr43, whose product is annotated as WD repeat domain 43. Gene Ontology annotation, molecular function: protein binding. Gene Ontology annotation, biological process: maturation of SSU-rRNA from tricistronic rRNA transcript (SSU-rRNA, 5.8S rRNA, LSU-rRNA). The transcript has 18 exons. The record is from RefSeq and is a predicted model, not a curated record. Bases 19 to 1983 code for a protein of 654 amino acids. Gene Ontology annotation, cellular component: nucleolus. NCBI's taxonomy places the organism in Eukaryota, Metazoa, Chordata, Chondrichthyes, Lamniformes, Lamnidae.
CACGUGUCCAGGGGUAGCAUGGCGGCGGUUGGCGGCGGUGCUGAGAGCGGUGGCUGCGCCUUCUCCCCGGGGCCAGCCCAAUGUCUGGCGGUGGCCGGGGUGGACGGCCGGAUCCGGGUGUGGAACACUCAAAGCGGAGGCCUGAGGCAGGAGUACGUGCCUUCGUCGCACCUCAGCGCCACUUGCAGCUGCUUGUCGUGGGCUCCCCCGCGGCGCCUCCGUCAGGAAGUUCCUCAGAAGAAAAAGAGGAGAUCAGAAGAUGUGACAGAUGAAGAAGAAUUAGAUCUACUGGCUAUUGGUACAGCGGUUGGUAGCAUCUUGUUAUACAGCAUAGUAAAGGGAGAGCUACAGAAGAAGCUGGGUGGUGGACAUGACAAUAAAGUAAAUUGUGUGCGGUGGCAUCAAGAAAACUCUUGCCUCUAUAGCUGCUCAGAUGACAAGCACAUAGUGGAAUGGAGUCUGCCAACAGGGAAAGUAAAAUGCAAAUGGAAAGCCGAGAAAGGCAGCGUCAGUUGUCUUUGUCUCAGCCCCGAUGGAAAGAUGUUGCUAUCAGCGGGCUGUGGCAUCAAACUAUGGGAUCUGGAGACCAAAGAAGUAUACAGGAAAUUCACAGGCCAUGCAACAACAAUAUCAUCACUUACAUUUGCCACAAUACGACCGCCUAGCGAGAGUCAGCCAUUUGAUGGAAUGACUGGUCUAUACUUCCUGUCUGGAGCCCUGCAUGACCGACUCCUUAAUGUUUGGCAAGUGCGACCAGAUGGGAGGGAUAAAAAUGCUGUGCUCUCCUUUACGCUGACAGAUGAGCCCAUAUAUGUGGACCUGACCACUUCAGGAGACCGAGAAGAUCCAGUGAAGUUGGCGGUUGUCUGCCGGGACGGGCAGAUGCAUCUGUUUGAACACAUCUUAAAUGGUUACUGCAAAAAGCCCCUCUUGCCGACAUGCACUGUACAAAUAGCAACGUCAGGAAGAGGCACUGAUGCAAGACCCAUUCCUAUCCUAGCAGCCACAUUCUGUUCUGAUAGGCAGUCAAUAUUGAUAGCAUAUAACAGUAUGCUGCAUCCAAUUAUAGAGAGAGUGAUGUUGAACACCUCCGAAUCCCACAUUUGUCUAGUGAGAGAUACACAGGCGACUGUGGCGCUCACAACUGAGAUGGCUGCAACAAAGGUAAAAACUCCAGUUGUAACAUCUGGAGUUAAAGUGUUGGUGCCUGGUAUCCCUGGACAUAAUACAAGCAUGAAGCCCACAUUGAUGGAAUCAAGAAAGACUGAAGCUAAAAGGAGGAAGGACACAGAAAAUGAGCGGAGUAUUGAGGAGCGCCUUUGUACCAUGGAUAUUGAUGUGAUGAAAAUGAAAAGUAAAUCUGGCCUUCCACAGACUGACAGUUUUGCAGUGCUUCUUGUACAAGGGUUAGAAAGCAGUGAUUCAUCUAUUCUAAACAAAGUACUACAGACAAAGAAGGAUUCCUUGAUAAAGGCCACCAUUGCCAGGUUACCUGUUCCUGCAGUAGUUCCACUGCUUCAAGAGAUCACAAAACGAUUACAAGGUCACCCCUACAGUGCUGCGCUAAUGGUCAAGUGGCUAAAGGCAGUCUUCACUCUACAUGCCUCCUAUCUGUCUACACUGCCUGACCUUGUACCACAGCUGGGAGUCUUGUACCAGCUAAUGGAGAGCAGGGUGAAAACUCUACAGAAGCUCUCUCGGCUGAAUGGCAAGCUUUUCCUUCUGGUUACACAGGUUGCAGCAUCAGAAAAAGCGCAGGACGUAAGCACUGUGAGCCAAACAGCGAAGCUGGUUUACGAGGAAGAAUCAUCGGAAGAAGAAAACUCCGAAGACGACCUGAUGGCAGAUCAGGAAUCUGAUGAGAAUUGGGAGGAGGACGAGGAAGAGGAGAGAGCAGACGACCCAAAAAUGCACAUUGACAAAGAACUCAGUGAAGACUCUGGAGAAGACAUGCACACAGGGAAUGAAAGUGAAGAGGAAUAAAACCAUUUAAAAAAAAAUGACUGCAUUCUCAGCACAUUUGGGCCAAUGAAUCUGAACUGGGCAUCUGAAUUUUGUUUUUUUCUACCCAGAAGCUUCCUUUAUUUUUAAGUUUGGAAAGCAGAUGACAGACUGGCAGUGAAGAGUGUGUUAAGAACUGUUGGUGCACUUUGGAUUCCAAGAGAUAUUUGACUGUAUUGAUGGUGCACAUUUCACAAAUAUAUAUUUCUGCAACCAUGUUUCUAAUGCAGGUCGUUUUUGGACCACAUUUAUAUGUGGAGUGAUAUACCACAGGGCAGAAAUGUGGUAGUAACUCGUGAUCACUUGGAAGGUGGACAGAUACCCAGUCAUCUAAUUCAUGGCUACUCUCGUUGCAUUUUAACCUGAUCUAGGGACACAGUUUGGAUGUGGAAUAUGCAAUGUCAUGGGGUUUUUCCAGGAUAUUUUGGUUUUGGCAGUUGGCCAGCUAGUUCCCAUGCUUUCAGGUUAGUAUGUUACAGCAUGUAGUCAUUAGCUAGUUGACAGAAUUAUGUAUAUUUGUCUAUAAAUCAGUGGUUUACAGCAAUAAAGGCUGUGUUCUCCUUUGUAAAGUGAAUAAAUCUGAUCCUCCUUUA